CAGACACUCAACCAUCUCGUCUCCUCUUGUCUCGUAGGACCUUAGUCUCGCCGGACCUUAGAACAGAGAUCGGAGUGGGGCAUGUGACUCUCCUGGAACCCUGGACCCACAGAGCCUGAAGAUCCCAGAAGCCUUGGAGCAUGGCAAGUCUCGAGCAUCCUGGGAGCCCUGGCUGGACAGGACCCAUACACCAGUGCACACCAACAACCAGACAAGACGUACUGCCCUCCGGCCCAGACCUCCCAUGUUCAGGACCAGAAGAACACUUAGAAACCCAGGACGGUCCUAGCUCCAACUCCAGCAUGACCACCAGGGAGCUACAGGAACACUGGCAAAAGGAGAAGAGCCGCUGGCGACACGUCAAGCUGCUCUUUGAGAUCGCUUCAGCCCGCAUCGAGGAGAGGAGAGUCUCCAAGUUUGUGAUGUAUCAGGUCGUAGUCGUCCAGACAGGGAGCUUCGACAGCGACAUGGCGGUUGUGGAGCGGCGCUACUCGGACUUCGAGAGGCUGCACAAGGCCCUCCUGAAGCGCUUCGGGCCGGAGCUGGAGGACGUUGCCUUGCCGCGGAAGCGCCUGACGGGGAACCUGUCGGCCGAGACCAUCUGCGAGCGCCGCCUGGAGCUGCGCGACUACCUGCGGCUGCUGUACGCCGUGCGCGCCGUGCGCCGCUCGCGCGAGUUCGUCGACUUCCUGACGCGGCCCGAGCUGCGCGAGGCCUUCGGCUGCCUGCGCGCCGGCCAGUACGCACGCGCGCUCGACCUGCUGGGACGCGUGCUGCCGCUGCAGGAGAAGCUGACGGCGCACUGCCAGACCGCCGCGGUGCCCGCGCUCUGCGCCACGCUCGUCUGCCUGCGCGACCUGGAGCGGCCGGCCGAGGCCUUCGCGGUGGGCGAGCGCGCGCUGCAGCGCCUGCGGGCCCGCGAGAGCCACCGCUACUACGCGCCGCUGCUGGAUGCCAUGGUGCGCUUGGCCUACGCGCUGGGCAAAGACUUCGCGUCGCUGCAGGGCAGGCUGGAUGACAGCCAGCUCCGGAGUCCCACGCACAGGGGCUUCACCCUGAAGGAGCUCACGGUGCGAGAGUACCUGUCCUGAGCUGGCCUGGCUGGUGCCCUGGCAUCCAGACUGCGGACAAAGACCUGGGUCACUAUCGCUGGCUGGCUGCUUGGGGCUAUCGCGGGUGGGUUUUGCUGGACAACUUUAGACAAGAACCUCUUUACUAUGUCUGCUAAGCAGAGGGCUCCUGAGAUCCCUGGAAGAGUCAUCUUGUGCCCCUUGGGUGCAAGGUUCUUUGAACCCUGAGCCCACAGGCUUAGCUGUCAAAACUUUGCAAGUACUGUGGGCCUUACCAUCUGGGAAUGGGAUGAACUGCCUUCCGCAGAGAAUGAGUUCAAGGCCAGCCUUGAAUUUGGUGAGACUGUCGAGGCCAGCCUGGUCUACAAGAGCUAGUGCCAGGACAGGCUCCAAAGCUACAGAGAAACCCUGUCUCGAAAAAAAUAAAAAAAUAAAAUAAAAUAAAUAAAUACAGAGUUCUGAUGAUGGCUCAAUAGCCGAAUGCUUACCGAACAUAUGAGAUGCCUUCGUUUCAAUCCCCAAUACUACAAUAAAAGAAAAAGAAGCACUCGGUUUUUUUGUAAGCAGCCAGGGAAGAAGUUUGCAUGACGACCUCGUACCUCAUGGGACUAAUGAGCUGAGCUCAUGGAACAGUCUAGUGAAUGAGCCAAGAGACCAAGGCACCACACUGAUGUAUGAAGAGUUCUUCCAAGAUAGGAUUCACAAAACUGCACCCAAAUCUUGUUCAAUAUGGACGUCUUAUGGCAAGUACCACAAUGGGCCUGUGCAGGCCUUUAGAAUGAAGCAGAGAGAAAGUCUUCCUUCAAGCACUUUUUCCAGGAAGACACUGCAAGUGGAAAUACUGGACUUUGGGGAAAUUACUCAGUGGCAAAAUAAAAGCUGUGUCUGUUUGUCCUGGUGAUUCUGUAAGCUAUUUCUUCAAGUCUAAAAUGUACUCAAUAAAACACAACAGAGAAAACAGUGCCCUGUAUACAGAACUAAAUAGGAAUUUCUAGGGGAAAAAUAGCUGAGUAACCAAAGAACCAACCGGAUUCUCAUUGGAAGGCUCAACCAAUGUUGAGCCAAACUUCUGCUAUGGUUUGAAUGCCCCCACUCUGAACUCUAACUGUGAAAUAGUAAGAGGGUAGAAAUUGACGUGGUGGCGCAUGCCUGUAAUCCCCA
Microtus oregoni (creeping vole) is the source of this 2231-nucleotide messenger RNA. It is a transcript of the gene Snx20, whose product is annotated as sorting nexin 20. Gene Ontology annotation, cellular component: early endosome membrane. Gene Ontology annotation, biological process: protein transport. Gene Ontology annotation, molecular function: phosphatidylinositol phosphate binding. The transcript is spliced from 4 exons. The record is from RefSeq and is a predicted model, not a curated record. NCBI's taxonomy places the organism in Eukaryota, Metazoa, Chordata, Mammalia, Rodentia, Cricetidae. Bases 141 to 1091 code for a protein of 316 amino acids.